AUGCCCUCGAAGUAGCUGAAGCCUUAAAAUAAAAAAAAGUUGGAAAAAAAGAAGUAAAAAAACAUCAAAAAACUAACAAUAACAACAAGAGGAAGAUAUCCAAAAAAAAAAGAAGAAGAAUAAAAGAAAUAAAAAGAAGAAGAAGAAGAAAAAAAUAAACAACUAAAACUUGAAAAAAACUCUUAAAAAAACAUUGAUAAACAUCCUUUAUUUAAUUACUACAGAUAACUAAACCACCUAAAUCUUCAAAACACAACCUCUGGUAUAUUACUUGAAUGCUUAUUAGACAAUAUAGAUAUUAAUUAAAACCUAGAAACUAGAAAUUCCCAGAAAGAAAUAGAAAGAAUUCUCCAAAACUUUCAGAAUUAAAUCAUAUUCUAAAACUAAAAUCCUUUAUUAAACUACAACUAUGAAAAUUUCAUAUCAUCAGAAACCAAAAGUACACAAUAUAAAACAAUUAUUGACUACAAUGAUUAGAUAGAAAAAAUUUCUUUGAAUUCACACAUAAGCAAUCUCCAAUUAGCUUCUUUUAGAGAAAAAAACCUCCUCAAAAACAUCUUAUUUCCAGGCCUAAAUAGACAAAAAAUGCCCAUAAAACCCCCUUUAUCUAUCCCUGAAAGAAACUGCCUAAAAUAAAACGAAUUCGCCUUUGUAAGUAAUAAUUUAACAAAAGAAGAAUUUGAGCACCAAAAAAGGCUUAUUUUUUUUGAAAAAAUGAUACAAAACGCCGAACCUGAACGUUCUUGGGAUUUCAGUGACCGUAUAUAUAUAGAAAAGCACUCCGAAAAUACCCUUAGAUAGCUUUUAUGGUAAAAUCUUCUUUUUGAACCUAAAACAGUAACCCAAUAUAACCCUAUAGAUGAUAAUUUAUAUUUAUGUAUGUAUUUUAAAAACCCUCCGGGUAGGAUUUUGAGAAAUAAAUGGACUCAAAAAUUCUAGACAAUCCCUUCUUUGGAAAACUGGAUUAAAUAUGUAAAAGAUGACAAAUUAAAUUUCGAAAAUCAAACUUUUUAUAACUUAGAUGAUUAAAAGGUAGGAAAUAUUCACGAAAAAAUCAAAUAUAUAUAUCCGAAUGAUAAUUCUGUUAUUCUAGGCAAUUCUUUUUAGGUCGGAAAUUAACUUUAUUAUAGAUAUAAGGUACUUAAAGAAGGCGUAAUAUUCGGAAUUAGAGAAAAUAUAUAUAAAAAAGCAAAUUUUUGGGCAUAUUUUGACAAUAGGAGUAUUUUGAAUGCUGAAAUAGAUUAAAAUCAGAAUAUUGAUUUCACUUUUACAUUAAAAAAUGGACUUAUAGUGAAAUUUUUGGCUAAUGGAGAUGUUAUUUAGACAAAAUUAGAGCAAGACAUAAUUAAUAACUAUAAAGAUUUCGAUGAUAUAGUGAACCCGUAUAAUAAUAAUAAACCAAAUAAAGAAAUCGAGACUAAAAGGGUCAUUACAGGCAAAGGAAGCGUAAUAAAAUAUACGAAAGAUGGUUCUAUUUUUGUAUUUUUUGCAAAUGGAAAUGUGAGUUUUUGUUAACAAAAUAACGGAAUUUGGAUUACCACAAAUAAUAAGGGAAAACGCAAAAUAAGAAACAUAUAUGAAAACACAGAAAAUGAACUUGAUUAAAUUAAUGUUUAAUACAAAUUUGAUAUUUAAACUGAAUAAAAAAUUUAUUUUAGAGACGAUUAAACUUUAGUAAUUUAAGAAAAAGACGGAAGUAUAUUUACUUAACAUAGUGAUGGCACAUAAAUUUAUACUAAAAAAGAUAUUAUUAUAAUAUAGCAUUAAGAUUUUUGUACUGUAAAAAUAUUAUCUGAUUAAAUUAAGUCAAGAACAGAUACUAUAAUUGGUAUAGGAAGUGCUUAUGCCAGUGUUGGAUUUGAUAAUUUGUUUGAAAGAUCUAAUGAUGGUAAAAUUAUUGAGGCAUAUUUGUUAGAUGGUACUAAAGUUAUUAGUUAUAAAGAAAAAAAAGAAUUACCAGGCUUUAAUAAGCAUUAAUUAAAUAGAAUAUUUUUAUUAUAUACAUAAAAUGGAGAUGUAGCAAAAAUACUCGAUAAUGGAGAAAUAGUAUUUAUAUCAGCAGUUGAUAGAAUUUAACUUAAAAAAAACAGUCAUAAAAGUAUUAAUAGUAAUUCAAAUGAUAUUGAAUAUUGGCUUUAAUUAUAUUGCAUACCUGAAGAAAGAAAAACUGGUGUAUAUAGUUUUAAAUUACAAGAAAACAUUAUGUGGACAAAAGACGAUGAAGGAAAUUAUUUUAGUCUGAAAAGUGAUGGUGAAAUUAUUAAUAAAAUAGCUGUUUCUUUAAAUAAUGAUAAUUCUCAAUCUAGACCUUCUACUCCAAAUUUUUAAGAUGGAGACUUUAUUGAAGAAGAAAAUAAAUUUUUACCUAUACCACCUUCAUGGAUUGAUGUGAAAUUAUUAGUAAUAGAAAAUGAUAAUACAGGAUAUGAAUUGUUUAAUUAUAAUUAAUUAGAAAAUUUUUUUAGAUUAAAAUAAUAAGAUAAUCUUUGUUAAAUUAUUGAUUGUUAAUAAGUUGAAGGUUUUUAAAAUUUAAGCUCUAUAAGUUUUAUUAAUAAAAUUCAAUAAAUAGAAGAUUAAAAAUAAGAUUUUAUUAAGUUUUAAAUUCCUAGAAUUAUCAAUUAUAUUCCUAAUACAGCAAAAAAAAUUGAGAUUCCAUCUAAAUAAAUUUUCUUGCACAGAAUUUUAAUUAAAUAUGAUAAAAUCGAUUUAGAAAAAAGAAAUGUAUUUAAUUAAAAUUAAGAAAAAUACUUUAAAUAUUAAUUAUUAUAAGAAUAAGAAAAAUAUAAAAUUAUUUAGAAAAGUGAAGAUGAAAAAGAUAAAUAAAUAUAUAUUUCUUUAAAAAUAAUUGAAAAAAGAAAAAAAGAAAAUUAACAAAAUGAAAAUUGUAAUAAUUUAAAUAUAAAGAAUUGA
Messenger RNA from Ichthyophthirius multifiliis, 2910 nucleotides. RefSeq lists its product as hypothetical. The transcript has 4 exons. Gene Ontology annotation, biological process: axonemal central apparatus assembly. The record is from RefSeq and is a predicted model, not a curated record. Lineage: Eukaryota; Ciliophora; Oligohymenophorea; Hymenostomatida. Gene Ontology annotation, cellular component: axonemal central apparatus.